Messenger RNA from Cylicocyclus nassatus, 324 nucleotides. The record is from the annotation of a GenBank genome assembly. Lineage: Eukaryota; Metazoa; Nematoda; Chromadorea; Rhabditida; Strongylidae.
AUGACGCCCAGAAAGGAUGUGGCCAAGUACAAGAAUCAAAGGAUAAGCGACCAUAGGCUGCUCAGACAAUACUCGUUGAGGAAUGUCCCUAGAUGCGACUUUGGAAAAUCUAAAUGCGACACUGCAACAGAUGUCCGAGUUGUUACGAACAGUGGAGAUUGCAAUACUCAUAGUUGCCGUUGCGCUUUCUAUCUUGUUAAUAGGCAUGACCGCUAUCUGCUACUACUCCAGCUACAAGAAGUAUACUUCGAGAAGAUGAAAGCAGUGAUCGCCAAAGACAAAACACGCCUCAUCUACUUGUUUCAGAUGCUUAGAGAUUGGUAA